Messenger RNA from Brenthis ino (lesser marbled fritillary), 336 nucleotides. NCBI's taxonomy places the organism in Eukaryota, Metazoa, Arthropoda, Insecta, Lepidoptera, Nymphalidae. The record is from the annotation of a GenBank genome assembly.
AUGUUUUCUGUUUAUUGCUAUUGUGCGUGGAGUGGCGCGCGCACAGGGAGGCCUGCGGCAGCGGCCGGCGGAGUGAGGGCCAUAGCAUACAGAUUUCCGUUGUUUCCAGCAACAAAUUACAAAGAUAUUGGGAAUGUACCAAACUAUAAAUUUGACCUUCCUUCCACCGGAUCAGACGUCCAGGGCGUGGGCGUGAGAUGGCACGCGCGGGUAUGCUGCAGAGGGGAGGAAAAAAUGGAGCUGAUUUAUUGCUUUAUAAGAUAUAGAGAAAAGGAGGGACUACAACGUUUUCAUCAUAAAGCACUUGAGAAACCAAGCUUAGGGGCGGGCAGAGCG